Messenger RNA from Papaver somniferum (opium poppy), 2198 nucleotides. RefSeq lists its product as uncharacterized. The transcript has 5 exons. Bases 809 to 1999 code for a protein of 396 amino acids. The record is from RefSeq and is a predicted model, not a curated record. NCBI's taxonomy places the organism in Eukaryota, Viridiplantae, Streptophyta, Magnoliopsida, Ranunculales, Papaveraceae.
CUAUUACUGUCGUUUCUUUUGUUGUCGCCUAUCAUUCUAUCUUUCCUUUCUUAUUUCUUUGUUUCUGUUCUUGAAUUAUCGAGGUCUUUUAAUCUUUUCGUCAAUGGCUCCUAAAAAGAUUCGUCCUCCUGCCGUGUCCAAAACUUCCAAGGAAUUCAAAGCGGAUUUUCAAAUGAUGGGGUUAACUUUAUCUCCAGCAGUUGAUUCUUCCGUGUCUCCUCCCGUUGCUGCGGAUAAAUCCAUGGAACUAAACUAUCGAUGGAUCCAAGCCGAGACUUGGACCCCUACCAGAAUGAUGACCACCGUAGACCAAUUGCGAGUUGGUCUUGUAUUCCCUUUUUAUGAAAUAACCCUCUUUUCUACGAGAUACUGGUCAAACUUCAGCGGGGCGUUUACCAGCUAUGUGCGAAUGCAAUUCGUAUUUCAAACAAAUUUGUCAGACGUUCGAAGGGAGGCCCCUCUCAAAUUCCGCUAGCGGCGAAAUCGUCAACUCUGCAGAUUAUAAUAUCGACUCCUUUUCGGCGAAUCUAUAUCGGCAAAGCUAUGACUAACAGGAAAUAUCAGGAAUGGGUAUCAAACUUGCUCGCAGUCAUAUGGAUAAUCCCUCUGUAGCCCUACUCCAAGAUGUCGAACCUUUUGGCAAGCCGCGAAAUGAUCGUCUUCGUUGUUCCAAUGACGAGGACUGGAUGAUGUUCCCUGUAAUUGUGGAGGGCCCUGCGAUCUGGGGUUUUGACGAGAAUGGUAACGCGCGUUCUGGUCCUCUUCCCGAGCAUAUUCAUCUCGCGAAUUACGAGCCUGGGAGGCUCCGAUGGCCCGAAAUGCACAUCGAGUACCCAUUUCCUCCCCCGGUCUGUUGAAAGAUCGCUCGAGAAAACCACCUAUUGUCGAAUCCCCUUCCUCUGAACCGGGUGGCUCUUCCGUAUCUCCUCCUGCUAAAGAUCCUCCAAAGCGUCAGCGUAGGGUCCUUGAUUUAACUGGUCUAACUCAAGUCCAGGUUCCUAAAGCAACUCCGAACCAAUCUAUUCCUCCUCCCAAGUGUCAGCAGUCUGAUCCCCUUCGCGAAGUUACUCAUUCUCAACCUACUCCUACUGUCCUCGUAGAUGAGUCAUCCAACAUGCCAUCCAAGGGCAUGGGUAAGAAAAAGACCUACGAAGUGGAAGACCCUGCCUAUGUUCCUGACAUGGACUUUCUUAGGGAUAUUUUCGUUUCAACUCGUGAGAAUGCCUCCCUAAGAUCCCCUGCUGCUGAGUCUUUGGCUUCUUUUAGCUCUGAUGUUUUCUUGGCUGAGGAUCAAUCUUUCAUAGAAUUCAACCGCAACAUGGAUCAUCUUGUUGAGACCAGAAUGUCUCACGAGCAGUUGACGAACUCUAACGCUCGUAUUUGUGAACUCGAAAGGCAUCUUGCUGGGGAGAGAAAGUACUCAUCUGAGCAGGAGAGCAAAGUCGAUGAGCUUCGUAAGUCUGAGCGAAGCUUCAAGGAUCAGGUUUUCCUUCUAUCUCGUCAAAGGGAUAAUCUUUCCAAGGAGGUUUCCAGUCUCAAAGAGGAGAUCAUGUUUUUGAAUGAAGACCUUACUGCCAUGGACAAGGACGCUGCUAAGGUCGCAAAGCUUACUCGCAAAAAUGCUCAGGAUGCUAAAGUCCAACUCUUCAAUGAUUUCUGUGAUUCUCGCGGUAUUCCCCGCGAACCUUUAGAUCUCGAGAUAUUCUCCGACGAUGAACCUGUUGAUGACAAAACAGUUCAUGUCGACGAAGAUGCUGAGGAUACUGAGACCGACGAGGAUGAUGAGGGUACCGAGACCGACGAGGACCUCAAGAUUGAGCAAAAUAAGGGGAAAACUCUUUUGACUAUCCAUACUUCCAACAUUCCUUCUUCUUCGUCGAGUCAUUUGGAGCAGCCUCAUGGUACAAACAACGUUGAAGAUGGCAGCCUCGAUCAAGAACUCAAGGAAUAUGGUGGUGGUGGAACGGUCCCUAUUCAACAACGAUCUUCCCAACCUUAAUUUACUGUCCUCCCUGACUCUUGUUUUUGAUAUCUCCACUCCUUAAUACCUUACCUGAACUGGGCGCUCCCAAGCUUGGGGGCAGAAUAUUUUGGAUUUUUUAUUUUUGCUUUUCUUGGUCAUAAUUAUAAUGCGACAUAUGUUUACCAAUUUUCCGUAAGUUUAACUUUAUGCUUAUUUUUAUUCUUCUUCCUGCCAA